Parascedosporium putredinis is the source of this 3177-nucleotide messenger RNA. Lineage: Eukaryota; Fungi; Ascomycota; Sordariomycetes; Microascales; Microascaceae. The record is from the annotation of a GenBank genome assembly.
AUGGAUCCCGCAGAUAGCAACACCCCUCCGCCCCCGCCACCAGCUGGGGCACCGGAGAACAACCUUCCCGACGCCCCCGACCGAGAGGCCAUGGAAAAAGCCCGCCGAAUCCUCGGGCAGCUCCACGCCCCAGUCCGAGAAGCCCUCACAGCCCACAUCCCGCCCGGCGAGCACGACCCCGAGCGCCUCGCAGGCGUCCCCGAACCCCUUAUCGCCUCGGGCGUGAAGCCCUCCCCGUCCACGUUCACGGGCGCCUCUCAGAAGCGGCGCGUCCCGUCCGACGUGGACGGCGGGGAGGCGCGCAAGCCCCAGGCGAGGAAACCCCACACGCCGACCCCCGUGUCCCUCGAGGACUUUUCCGACCGCGCGCUGACCGACAUCCUGCGGGCGACGGUCGACCCUUCCAAGGCGGCGGACCACAAGGGCAAUCAUCUCCCGCUCAAGUUGUCGGCUGGCAACCUGGACUCUGCUAUUAUGGAGGCGGCGAGCUCUUGGCCCCAGGAUAAGUCGCUGCUUAGCUACCUCUUGCCGUGCUGGUCCAGGGCGCAAUCACAUAGGGCGUCGCCGCCGAGGGAUGCCAACGAGGAAAAGCUCGAGGUGCUCAACGAGGCCAAGAGGUUGUGUAUCAGCAACUGCCUCUUUGCCCUCACCGUUCCAGAUUUGUUUGGCCGAGAGGUCGUCCCCGAGAGUCACGGCCUAUUGCCACACCUCCUCAAAGAGCCCACCCACCCUGAAGGCAUCGAUGAGGAAUUCUUGGUGGAGACUGUCAGUCGUUUCCCUGAGAACGAUGCCCUCCCUGCUGUCUUCACCCAAGCCAUGCUCAACGCCAGCUCCAAACUUGCCACGAUGAGUAUGGAAGCCAAUUACCAGCCGUAUAUCCGGGCCCUCCAACUGUACUGCCGCGUUCCUGCGUUGCUGGAUCUCCUUGCUCAGCACCCUAGCUUCCAGAUGGCGCAGUCGGCUCGUGGCAUCGAGACCAACACCAUUCUCGGACCCUUUUUCAGACUUUCUCCGGUAAACAAGGAGUCCAUCCAGACUUUCUUUGCCGCGCCAAGGAGCAUGGACCGGGGUUCUGUCGGGCUCUCGCAGGAUUCAAUGCGUCAGGUUCUUGCCAUCCACCAAGGCGAUCUUUUUGGCAUCACAAAUUCCUUUGUGCGCGCGAGUGCUGCAACCCGAGGUCGCAUUCUCGAUUGGUUUGCGUACAUUCUCAACGUGAACCACAAGCGAAGGGCCAUGCGCGUGGAUGCCAAGUUGGUGUCCUCGGAUGGCUUUAUGCUUAAUGUCACCCGCGUCCUCGACCGCCUCUGCGAACCCUUUAUGGAUACCUCUUUUUCCAAAAUGGAUCGCAUCAGCGUAGACUAUUUCCGCCAGAACCCUCGCCUCGAUAUCAAGGAGGAAACCAAGAUCAACGCGGACCAAGCGGCGUCGGACGCAUUCUACGCCACAACGCUACCUGGCUCGCCUCACUUCAUCUCCGAGGUCUUCUUCCUUACCCUUGCCGCGCACCAUUACGGUCUAGAAGGGUGCGUGACCAAGGUCAAGAGCCUUGAGCGUGAGAUCAAGGCAUACGAACAUCAUGUUGCCGCAAUGGAGGCGGAGAGAAUCAAGGUGAUGAAUAACCCUUCACAACUUCAGCUCUUCGAGACUGCUCUAAAGAAGCACACGGAUGCGCUAGAGCUUGCCAUGAGGGUCAAAUAUGCCCUCGAGGGUGUCCUUCGAGAUACCAAGAUGCAAGAAGUGUCUCUCCGCUUCAUGCGAUAUGUCGCAGUCUGGCUCCUUCGAGUUGCGAGUCAAUCCGACUACACCCCUGAUAAGACAUUACACCUACCGUUGCCAGAGAAGGAGCCUGAGGCGUUUUCCUGCCUUCCCGAGUACGCCCUACAAAAUGUCGUCGAGAACUUCAAGUUCGCGUAUAGCUCAGAAUACGUCAAAAACCCCUACCUCAAGUCAUCUCUCGUUUCCCUCCUGUUUUCCGGCACUUGGCCGGCACCCAGCCACCGUAACGGCGUGCUGGGUGACCAGCUCACUAACUCCAAGUUUGCCAACGACCACCUACUACACGCCCUCAUCAAAUUUUACAUUGAAUGCGAGUCGACCGGAGCACACACGCAGUUUUAUGACAAGUUCAACAUAAGAUACGAGAUUUUCCAGGUCAUCAAGUGUGUGUGGCGCGGUAACUCCGUCUACAGCCGACAGCUCACGCACGAGAGCAAAAUGAACCGGCCAUUCUUUAUCCGCUUCGUCAAUUUGAUCCUAAACGAUGCCACAUACGUGCUAGAUGAAGCCAUGGGCAAAUUCCCCAAGAUUCACGCUCUCGAGGCUGAGCUCAGAGCUGGCGGGCUCUCGAGAGAGGACCAGCAGAAGAAGGAGGAGGAGAUUCAGCAGCUGGCGGGGUCGGCGACUUCCUACAUGCAACUCGCCAACGAGACCCUUGAAAUGAUGAAACUCUUUACCAAGGCGCUCCGAGACGCCUUCACAAUGCCCGAGAUUGUCCAGCGUCUAGCAAGCAUGUUGAACUAUAACCUCGAGACUCUCGCGGGACCCAAGGCGCGAGAGCUCAAGGUUGAGAAUGCUGAAAAAUACCACUUCAGGCCUGGAGCGCUGCUCUCGGACUUUGUCGACAUUUACAUCAACCUUGGACCCUCGGAGGAGUUUGUCAAGGCCGUGGCGUCUGACGGGCGGUCUUAUCGGCCAGCCACGUUUGAGCGAACGUCCAUCAUCCUUCAAGCUAAGACAACCAAGAACCCGGCUGAUAUCCGAGCCUGGGAUCAACUUCGAGAGAGGUUUGUGGAGGCCAAACUGGAACUCGAACAGGCCGAGCUCGACCUUGGUGACAUCCCCGCCGAGUUUGAGGACCCCCUGCUAGGCGAUCUCAUGAAGGAUCCCGUCAUCCUGCCAUCCAAGCAGGUGGUGGACCGGUCCACAAUUAUCCAGCAUCUGCUGUCCGAUCCCACCGAUCCCUUUACGCGGCAGGCCCUCACUAUUGAGCAGGUGGUGCCCGACGAUGAGCUGAGGGCCAAGAUUGACGCUUGGAGGGAGGAGCGGCUCGCCGUUGCCAAGGCCCAGGCCAAGGAGAAGAUGGAGGCCGCGGCCACGGCAGAGGCAGAAGCGGCAGAGAGUGCGCUAGAGUCAGGGAGCGGGGUGGAGGGGGAAAAGAUGGACACGUCGGAGGGCUAA